Saccostrea echinata is the source of this 420-nucleotide messenger RNA. RefSeq lists its product as uncharacterized. The transcript has a single exon. Lineage: Eukaryota; Metazoa; Mollusca; Bivalvia; Ostreida; Ostreidae. The coding region runs from base 1 to 420 and encodes 139 amino acids. The record is from RefSeq and is a predicted model, not a curated record.
AUGUUAGGGGGAUUUUCACCUGCAUCUGUUAACACGAACAACGCUGGAGAAGUCAGAUAUACGAGCUACCUAAUGAGAAAGAAGAAAACCACAGACGAGAAAUCUACGAUGCAAAAACCUUCACUAAAAAUUGUAAAAAAGAAAAAUCCAUACACAUUAAAAAUAGGAGAUAAUGUACGCAUAACAGAGAUUAAACACCACUUUAAAAGAGAUUACCAACAGAAAUGGACAGAGGAAUAUUUUAAAGUCAGUCAACGGUACAUGAGAGAUGGAAUUCCUGUCUAUAAAUUAAAAGAUUUAACCGACGAUUCAAUUGAUGGUACAUUUUAUCAACCAGAACUUCAAAAGGUAGUGAAAUCAGACGAUAUUGCAUACAGGGUCGAGAAAGUACUGAAAAAAAAGACGGAGAGGUCAAACUAA